Messenger RNA from Marchantia polymorpha subsp. ruderalis, 1267 nucleotides. Lineage: Eukaryota; Viridiplantae; Streptophyta; Marchantiopsida; Marchantiales; Marchantiaceae. The record is from the annotation of a GenBank genome assembly.
ACUCAGUUCCUUCUGAUGCUCGGUACUCUUCCCGUGUAUCAAGAACUUGCAGAUUCCAUGCUGCCCGGAGUUCUCACUCUGUUUUCUGCGCUCUAGACACGUGAGUUCUUGGCACACUGGCAGCUCAAGUCUUUGCUUACUCUGCGUCACCUUGUCACCACUCGGGCUCAGAACGGAAUUGGGUCCGGUACCCAUCAGUGGGUCUCAACAGAAGCAUUGAGCCUGUGACGAAUCAAAUUUGACAGCUUCCGUGCCAAAGGAGUCCAUUGCAUACCGAUCUUCAGAAAGAGCAUAUUCGUAACUUACAAGAUGGAUGACGAUUCUUCGGUUGAAGAGACUGAGAUGUACAUUAACAAGCUGAAAGAAAGCUUGAGAUACCUGGAGGAUGUGGAUGAUUCGGACAGCAUUGAGAUUACUGCUUCAAAUUUCUCAUCCUCCACAGACGACAUGAUUGAAGCUUAUCCUCAUGACGACGAAACCUUAAAGAUUGAAAUUGUCAGAAGCGACUCCAGCCAAGAAGAUACAGUGAUGCAAUUAUUCUCUUGCCUCCGUGACCUUAACCUGACGGUCAAACAUGCUAACGUUUCGACAAAUGCAUAUGGUAUUCAUGCUACCAUUACUGUCCAGCCCUCGGAUACAUCUACGGAUCAGUACACACUUUGUUCUGAGAUUGAAGAGGCUCUUCAAAGAUACCUUCCAUGAGAGAAUUAUUCACUAAAGAUCUCAUCUUCGAUGACCAUCAGCUGUUUCAGAAAGUCUCUCAUACAACUGGCAAGAAUAAGAAUAUGCAGACAAUCUUCUUGUGAGUAGUUCGUCGGGUGAUACUUUAGUGAGGAAACGAAGAAGUCCCGGAAGAGGGUAAGUUGAAGGUUCAGGACAACGUGUCUUCCAAGAGACCUUGUCCCGAACCUCUUUAGGGAAGUCUAAUUGACGUGUAUCUUAUGUAUGACAGUUUCAACUAGCAAUCGGGUUAUUGGCAAAGAACGACUUUAACCAUGUCAAGUAAAGCUCACUAAUCAUCGCUAAACGCUCUUGAACAACAAGUUGAUGGACCGGCCGUGAUCGUUCACUCUUACCAGACUUAUCUCAAGAUCCAUUAUACCGUAUAAUCAAGCUUCGCAUAUGUCCUACACAGUUUUCAUAUGUAUUUCUUUGAUGAUCUAAGGAGGGUUUGAAUUUACAUCAGUUUGAAAUCAACUGAGGUAUGCUUAUGGGCCCCAUAAGAGAAGCUCUUUCGAAAUAAAAUACCUAUGUUUGCUACAUUGUA